UCAGUGAUCUUCAGAGCGGAGAAGUCGGAGCUCUAGGAUGAUGCGGUAAUUACUAGAUGGGAUACAGUUGGUCAAUUUGACUUAAAACGUUUUGUUGUUGCAUUUAGCCAACCCUAACCCUUUCCUAACCUUAACCUAAUGAUCAUAACCUGAUAGGUUAAUUAUACUAACCUGCUGCUUAGGUUCUCCAAACCUGCUAUGAAAAGUCAAUUUUGAGAAAAGCUGUAUCCCUUAUAGACAAAACCGGUUGAUGCUUGAGUUUACGACUUCAAAUUCCGAGUUGGAUGACCGUUCAAAACUAUUUUCCCAGUUGGAGUUAAUUUUUUUUCAUAGUUCCAGUUGUUUUGAACGCACUGAAGUCGGAGAUUUCCUGGGUCCGAAUUCCGGGAUGUCUUGAACAAACCAAGUAGCCUAGCCUAUUCCGAUCUGACGUUUGAGUUGGGAGUACGACACCGCUCCGAGUUGAAACUGGCAGACCAAACUUCAUGAACAGGUAGAGUAAAGUGAGAGGGAGAAAGAAGAGCUGGUCAUGGAGAUAGAGCAACUGAAAGAGCAACAUGAGACUCUGAGAAGUGUCCUGAAGGAGCAACAGCAAGAGAUUGAUCGCCUCAAGUCUCUGACCACUAUUCCUGAGAAAUAUGAACGAGCGUUGAUCAAGAUCCAACAGCUGAAGAAGGAGCAAGAGGAGUUGAAAGGAAAAGUUGAAGUCCAAAGUGUGGAGAUUGCACAGAUGACCCCAAGGCUCAAAUCUGAGCAGGAGACCCGCAGACUGAAGGAUUACAUUCAGCUUCUACAGGAGGCUCGGACACAGUUGCACCAGGAGCAACAGGCUUCCGACAAUACCCGCAGACGUGCAGAGAAAGCCGAGAGGGAACUGGAGGAGGUCUAUGAGCGCAUGGAGAGCACUUCCAUGACGUCUGCUCAGACCAGGCAGAAGAGCAGCAAACUAGAGAUGCAACUUUUAGAAUUACGCAGAAUCAUUGAGGAGAAAGAAAACAUAGCAGAGAUGGCUAAAGUAGAAAAUGAGGAGUUGUCCAGAGAAAAUCAGGACCUCAGAAGAGAUAUUGAGAGACUUCGCAAGGAGUUCACUGACCUCCAGGCUGCUUCAGUGUCCAUGGAGCAUCCCAGCCCUUAUGGCUCUCCAACUGACCCCACCCCCACUGAGGAGCAGCAGCUAGAUGUACUGUCUGCCUGUCUCCCCUCUGGGAACCACUAUGAGACCCAAGACACUGCUCCAAACUCUGAGGAGGAAGAGUUGUCCUUGCAGUGUCGUCACUGCCAUGAGUGGUUCCCUGGCAUCACCCAGGAUGAGCUGGAGCUGCACGAGGACAGCCACAGACUGUGCCCCUACUGCAACCUCAUCUGUGACGGAGUGGAGCAGACUAUAUUUGAAGACCACGUCUUCAGCCAUGAGGAGUUCACUGACCUCCAGGCUGCUUCAGUGUCCAUGGAGCAUCCCAGCCCUUAUGGCUCUCCAACUGACCCCACCCCCACUGAGGAGCAGCAGCUAGAUGUACUAUCUGCCUGUCUCCCCUCUGGGAACCACUAUGAGACCUCAGAAACUGCUCCAAACUCCGAGAAGGAAGAGUUGUCCUUGCAGUGUCGUCACUGCCAUGAGUGGUUCCCUGGCAUCACCCAGGAUGAGCUGGAGCUGCACGAGGACAGCCACAGACUGUGCCCCUUCUGCACCCUCAUCUGUGACGGAGUGGAGCAGACUAUAUUUGAAGACCACGUCUUCAGCCAUGAGGUGUAGAGAUGCCAAAUCCUCACAACCCAUCAUACAGAGAGUUGCUGAGAGUAGACUAAAUCUGAUACUCUUCGGAUGAUGUUCCUAACAACCCAUCAUACAGAGUUGCUGAGAGAAGACUAAAUCUGAUACUCUACGGAUGAUGUUCCUAACAACCCAUCUAGAACAUUCUAAAACAAACAUUUAUAUCCCCCUGUUCAUAAAUGUCCUCUUGUCUAAGACUGUCCAUUCUUAAUUUCAGUCUUUGAGUAGAGAUUUGCCUCCAUUGCUGGUCAAUAGGAAUGUUUUGCUUUGCUAUUUAAUGGUUUCUCUAUUGUUAUAAACUACGUUUACUUUGGCAUAUUGCACUACACUGACUCUCUCCCCUUAAACCUGCUGCUAAUAUAUUUACUAUGUGUUGCAUAUUAGAGUCAAAUGAUUCAUGCCCAAAUAAUUCAUGCCCAAAUGAUUCAUGCCCAAAUGAUUAACGGUCAAAUGAUGCCCUCUGAUAAUGCAACAGUUGAAAUGGGAUUAAUGUGGGAAGUAAAAAAAAUAUUAUUAUAUUCACAGUUGUCUUGACAUGAAAAUAAACAUUGUUUUGUAUCAUGAACUACAAUAUUCAAAGAAUGAAUAUGCUAUUUAAAUAGGUUGUUGAAUAUAAUGAAUAAUACAACAACAAAAAAUCCAUGAAUGACAACUGCCACAGAACAUAACAUUUGUAACCUAGUUUUUAUCUCCACAAUCACUGAUGGGAAGCAAUAUCAUGUUUAUCUACCCUUCAAGUUAUAAUACACAGCCACUACAAUUCAGGACAUUCCCAACAGGCACACAUUGUUU
Messenger RNA from Salmo salar (Atlantic salmon), 2563 nucleotides. RefSeq lists its product as uncharacterized. Lineage: Eukaryota; Metazoa; Chordata; Actinopteri; Salmoniformes; Salmonidae. The record is from RefSeq and is a predicted model, not a curated record.